GCACGUCCGCCCGGAAACGUCCGCGGCCGCAGGCGGAGGGUUCCGGGGCUUCUGACAUUCCCUGUUGGCCAAGCAACCCCGCUUGUGCUUUUCUCCCAGAGGAGGGGACUCGGAGAAGCGUGAGCGGCGGCCCCCCGCUGCCCUUGACUUCAUGGGCUUGCCCAGCCUUGCCUGUCCUCUUUAACCAGGAUGGUGUUUAAGGCCUCGCCCUUUUCUGUAGCGCUGGCGUGGAUGCUGCCAUCGCCUGGUCUUUGGAGACCCGUUUGCUUUUUAAUGGCAGCAGCGGCUGUUGGGUGAACAACUGGAGACUUAAGAGUUUGUUUUGACGGGAGGGUUGUUUUUGCUUGGCGCCAUCACUGCUAGAUUGGUCCUUCCUGGCCCUUCCACUGUUGAAGGGAGAAGAUGCCACUGCCAUUUGGAUUGAAAUUGAAACGCACCCGACGCUACACUGUGUCCAGCAAGAGCUGCCUGGUUGCCCGGAUCCAGCUGCUCAAUAAUGAGUUUGUGGAGUUCACUCUGUCUGUGGAGAGCACUGGCCAGGAGAGCCUAGAAGCUGUGGCCCAGCGCCUGGAGCUGAGAGAGGUCGCUUACUUCAGCCUCUGGUACUACAACAAGCAGAAUCAGCGGCGCUGGGUGGAUUUGGAGAAACCCCUGAAGAAGCAGUUGGACAAGCACGCACUGGAGCCCACCGUCUACUUUGGCGUGCUGUUCUAUGUGCCUUCUGUUUCCCAGCUGCAGCAGGAGAUUACCAGGUAUCAGUAUUACCUGCAGCUGAAGAAAGAUAUUCUGGAAGGAAACCUUCCCUGUACAUUAGAACAAGCCAUUCAGCUGGCUGGCUUAGCUGUUCAAGCUGAUUUUGGUGACUUUGAUCAGUAUGAAUCCCAAGAUUUUCUUCAGAAAUUUGCCUUGCUCCCGGUGGCAUGGCUACAGGAUGAAAAAGUGCUGGAAGAAGCAGCCCAGAAAGUGGCCUUGUUGCACCAGAAAUACAGAGGGCUCACAGCUCCUGAGGCAGAGCUGCUGUACAUGCAGGAGGUAGAGAGAAUGGAUGGCUAUGGAGAGGAGAGCUACCCUGCCAAGGACAGCCAAGGAAGUGACAUAUCCAUUGGUGCCUGUCUCGAUGGCAUCUUUGUGAAACACAAGAAUGGAAGGCCUCCUGUGGUGUUCAGGUGGCACGACAUUGCUAACAUGUCACACAACAAGUCCUUUUUUGCACUAGAGCUGGCAAAUAAAGAGGAGACCAUCCAGUUUCAAACUGAAGACAUGGAGACAGCCAAGUACGUGUGGCGGCUGUGUGUGGCACGGCACAAAUUCUACAGACUAAACCAGUGCAACCUACAAACGCAGGCCGCCACGCUGAACUCAGUCAGGAGGGGCUCAUCCUCCAGGAUGUCUCUGCCUAAACCCCAGCCCUAUGCGAUGCCUCCCCCACCCCAGCUGCAUUAUAAUGGACAUUAUACAGAGCCAUUUGCUUCUUCCCAAGACAACAUCUUUGUGCCCAACAAGAAUGGAUUCUACUGUCACUCCCAGACAAGCCUGGACAGAACUCAGAUUGACCUCAGUGGUCGCAUCCGCAACGGCAGCGUCUACAGUGCACACAGUACGAAUUCCUUAAACACACCUCAGCCCUACCUGCAGCCCUCCCCCAUGUCCUCCAACCCGAGUAUCACUGGCAGUGAUGUCAUGAGACCCGACUACAUCCCGUCCCACCGGCACAGUGCGCUCAUUCCCCCGUCUUACCGCCCGACCCCUGACUAUGAGACCGUGAUGAAGCAGCUCAACAGAGGCAUGGUGCACGCAGACCGGCACAGCCAUUCGCUGAGGAACCUCAACAUCGGCAGUUCCUACGCGUACAGCCGGCCCGACGCCUUGGUCUACAGCCAGCCCGAGAUUCGGGAGCACCCACACCUCACCUCUCCCCAGUCAGCCCACUACCCCUUUAACCUGAACUACAGUUUCCACAGCCAGUCUCCGUAUCCCUACCCUGCCGAGAGGCGGCCUGUGGUGGGCGCCGUGAGUGUGCCUGAGCUGACAAAUGUGCAGCUGCAGGCCCAGGACUACCCAGCCCCAAACAUUAUGAGAACCCAGGUUUACCGGCCNCCCCCGCCGUAUCCUUACCCAAGACCUGCCAACAGCACCCCAGACCUGUCCCGCCACCUCUACAUCAGCAGCAGCAAUCCGGAUCUCAUCACCAGGCGCGUCCAUCACUCAGUGCAGACCUUCCAGGAGGACAGCUUGCCCGUGGCUCACUCUCUGCAGGAGGUCAGCGAGCCCCUCACAGCAGCGCGCCAUGCCCACCUACAGAAGAGGAACAGUAUUGAAAUCGCAGGGCUCACACAUGGAUUCGAAGGCCUGAGGCUCAAGGAGAGGACGAUGUCGGCCUCAGCAGCAGAUGUGGCACCCCGGACCUUCUCAGCAGGCUCCCAGUCCAGCGUCUUCUCUGACAAAAUGAAGCAGGAGGGGACUGAAGAGCAGGAGGGUGGCAGAUACAGCCAUAAGAAGUCCCUUUCUGAUGCCACCAUGCUGAUUCAUAGCAGUGAGGAGGACGAGGACUUGGAAGAGGACAGCAGCAGAGAACAGGCCAUCUCAGUUGUGUCUGAGCCCCGCCUUACGGCCGCUUUCUCUCAGGAACAACAACAACUAAACUACCCCUGUGCUUCAGUGACUCCGAUCACUGGGCCUCUGCAUAUUUUUGAGCCCAAGCCCCAUGUCACAGAGCCUGAGAAGAGGGCGAAGGACAUCAGCCCUGUCCACCUGGUUGUGGAGACCCAUCGGCCCCGAAGAGAUGGACUGCUGACCCCCUCCAUGUCCGAGUCAGACCUCACGACCUCAGGGAGAUACCGAGCUAGGAGGGACUCUGUCAAGAAAAGGCCAGUGUCAGACCUCCUCUCUGGGAAAAAGAGCACUGUGGAAGGACUUCCGCCACUAGGGGGAAUGAAAAAGACUCGAGCAGAUGCAAAAAAAAUUGGUCCCCUCAAGCUGGCAGCCCUCAAUGGACUCUCCCUGUCCCGGCUGCCCCUGCCUGAUGAAGGAAAAGAAGUGUCCACCAGAGCGACAAAUGAUGAGAGGUGCAAGGUUCUGGAGCAGCGGUUAGAGCAAGGCAUGGUCUUCACCGAAUAUGAGAGGAUCCUUAAGAAGCGGCUGGUUGAUGGCGAGUGCUCGACAGCCCGGCUCCCUGAAAACGCGGAGAGAAAUCGAUUCCAAGAUGUGCUCCCCUACGAUGACGCGAGAGUCGAGUUGGUGCCAACCAAGGAGAACAACACCGGCUACAUCAACGCGUCACACAUUAAGGUCUCUGUCAGCGGAAUAGAAUGGGAUUAUAUUGCCACACAGGGACCAUUACAAAAUACCUGCCAGGACUUUUGGCAGAUGGUGUGGGAACAGGGAGUCGCAAUUAUAGCAAUGGUGACAGCAGAAGAGGAGGGAGGCCGGGAGAAGAGCUUUAGGUACUGGCCACGGCUUGGUUCCAGGCACAACACUGUCACCUAUGGAAGGUUUAAGAUCACAACGCGCUUCCGCACGGACUCGGGCUGCUAUGCCACCACAGGUUUGAAGAUGAAGCACCUUCUCACAGGGCAGGAGAGAACCGUUUGGCAUCUUCAGUACACAGACUGGCCUGAACACGGCUGUCCAGAAGACCUCAAGGGAUUUUUAUCCUACCUUGAAGAGAUCCAGUCAGUUCGACGUCAUACAAACAGUACAAGUGAGCCCAGAAGCGCCAACCCUCCGCUGCUGGUGCACUGCAGUGCUGGCGUGGGAAGAACUGGGGUCGUCAUUCUCUCAGAGAUCAUGGUUGCCUGUCUGGAACACAAUGAGGUGCUGGACAUCCCCAGAGUGCUGGACAUGCUGAGGCAGCAGAGGAUGAUGCUGGUGCAGACACUUGGCCAGUAUACCUUUGUGUACAGAGUGCUCAUUCAGUUCCUGAAAAGCUCCAGGCUCAUUUAAGCUCCAACACUUUUUUUACGGGGACCCAAUCAUGUGAAGUGUUUACAGCUUUAAAAAAAAAAGAAGGAAAGAAGAAAGCGCAGCUCCUACUUUGUUCCCAGUAGUCCCGCGUAGGGCAGGAGGUCUGUGGGACCCGGCCCAGGCUGAGGAGGCACUGCUGCCCCGGCCACAUCUGCCCAGUUUGCUGCACUUGCACACGGUCUGGAGAUUCUGUCUUACUGAAGCUGCACUGGGCAGUUCUGGCAAUCAUUUAGGCACAGACUUCUAUCUUUUUUUGAUAAUGUAAUUUUAUGACUAAAUAGGGCUUUUUCUUUUUUAGUUAGAAGCUGAGCUUUUACGGUGGAACAUCCACAGAUUGUGUGGUUCUCAAGUGACUAUUUAAAAACCAUUUUAAGCUUUUGUUUAAGAACAAAAAACAUGGGGGAACUAAGUGUUUUAUUCAUGAAGUCCAAAACUAAAGAAAUCUAAAAGUGUUAUUUUGAAACAUAGAAAGCAUUUUUAUAUUCAGAAUGUUUUUUAAAAGUUAUAUAUUUGUACCUUCUAUAUUUUCCAAAUAAGAGCUCAAUUUGUUAUGAUACUGAGUCAGUUAAUGUAAAGUUGGGGAUAAAGGCACAUUAUUUAAAAAUCUAAGAAUCAGAUUCACUAUUUUUUCAGUAUUAUUAAUAAGCAUAAAUUGAGUUUGAUUUUUAUUGACUGAAAAUGAAGAAAGCAAAUGCAUAGGAUGGGUGUAAGCACUUUUUUUGUUGUUAAAAAUGAGUUUAAUAUAUGUGGCUUUACAUUUUAAACAACAGUGGACAUUUUCAAAGAGAAGGGCUCCGAGUACGUAAGAUGACUAGGGGAAGUGUAAGUGCGUGCGGUGCUCACACAGAAGGCGUGGUCGCUACACAAAUGCAGUAUUAUGCCCACACCGAGAGCUGAGAUGGAGUGGAAGUUAAGGGCUGCUCCGCACAGGGAACUCAAGGCCUGCCACCUUCGACGACUGACUGUUUAUCGGGGUUCUUCCUGUCUUUCCCCACAAACAAGCUCAUGUUUACAUUGCCAUCAGAGAACCCCAUAGAGGCUUUGUUUCCUUUAGGUUGAAAGAAGAAAAUGGUUAACGUGAGGUUUCUUUCCCUAAACCACAGCCCAAACUUAUGGGGCCACCAGAAAUUGCUGUGAUGUUCAGGAGGUACUUGAAUUUAGCACCGUAAUCCUGUCCUCCCCCCGGAACAGUUUGAGGUACUUGGCCUCCCUCUUCCAUCCUAUUUGGUUGGGCACAUUCUCUAUUGGUCAGAACUGUGUCAAGUUUGAAGCAGAAAGUGUUCUUGGCCCAGGCUCAGUCUCCUUUGGGAGAUGUGGAGGAUAAGCUGGCAGGCUUAACUGAGGUGUGUCAUGUUGUUCAUGUGUGUCCAUGCCCCUGAAUCCUAGGCUGCCGCUUCACAGAAUAGACCUUCUAGAAUGUCUGAUACAGGACUAGCUCCCAAAUGAUACUGUCCUGCCAUCAUUCUGAUUUGACUGUUUGUGGUGAGCAUCACCCUCCAUGACAAGUGUGUGCCAGCCCAACUAAGCACAGUGGACUCCGGUGGGCAGCACCCCAGGGUGGGGUUGUGUGCUCUAGUUUCCAUCUCCAGCCUGUGACGGACAGGACUUUCUCAAGUUUGCUCCCAAUGGUACGCUGUUUGAAGAUGCUUUCCUGUCACCUGAACAUUUGGAAAUUUCCCACUGACAAGAACAUAUUGUAAAACAAAACUUUAAUUAAAGAGUAAUAU
Molecule: messenger RNA, 5690 nt
Organism: Mus caroli (Ryukyu mouse)
Lineage: Eukaryota; Metazoa; Chordata; Mammalia; Rodentia; Muridae
Gene: Ptpn21
Product: protein tyrosine phosphatase non-receptor type 21
Biological process (GO): protein dephosphorylation
Cellular component (GO): cytoskeleton; cytoplasm
Molecular function (GO): protein tyrosine phosphatase activity
Source: RefSeq, a predicted model, not a curated record